Messenger RNA from Thunnus maccoyii (southern bluefin tuna), 853 nucleotides. It is a transcript of the gene chchd10, whose product is annotated as coiled-coil-helix-coiled-coil-helix domain containing 10. NCBI's taxonomy places the organism in Eukaryota, Metazoa, Chordata, Actinopteri, Scombriformes, Scombridae. Bases 198 to 620 code for a protein of 140 amino acids. Gene Ontology annotation, cellular component: mitochondrion; nucleus. The record is from RefSeq and is a predicted model, not a curated record. Gene Ontology annotation, biological process: mitochondrion organization. The transcript is spliced from 4 exons.
UCGCGACGUUUGCGUCUGCAGCCGGCGGGCCGCACAAGGUCACUGCUGUCAUCCUGCGGUGACCCGAACCGAGCCGAGCAGAGCCGAGCCAAGACGAAUAGAGCGGUCUGCUAGUGAGCGCUUUCUAGAAGCGACGACUGAACUCUGCGGUGCAUUUGUCAAAUUGAUCCAUAAAGCUAACUUUCUGUUACUCAGAGAUGGCUAGAGGAAACCGCAGCCGUCCCACAGCUCCAGCCAGCCCAGCUCCAUCCCAUGCUCCGGCCCCCGUUCACCCACCUCCAGCCGCCCUGGCCCCGGCUCCAGCUCAGUCCCAGGGACCAGGCCUCAUGGCCCAGAUGGCUACCACAGCUGCUGGGGUGGCAGUAGGCUCAGCUGUUGGCCACGUGGUUGGCAGUGCCCUUACAGGAGCGUUCAGUGGGGGCAGCAGCAGUCCAGAGCCAGCCAAACCUACAUACCAGGAGCCCCUUCGGCCUGCUCCAGCCCAGCCAGGCCCUUGUCACUUUGAGGUCAAACAGUUCCUGGACUGUGCCACCAACCAGAAUGACCUGAGUUUAUGUGAGGGCUUCAAUGAGGCACUCAAACAGUGCAAGUACUCCCAUGGUGUGACAUCACUGAUAUGAAGGAUGAGCCCCAGCUGUCACGAUGGACAUAUUUCAGUAAUGAAACACAUACUGUAGACUGUCGUGGACACAUACCCAUAUGAUUUAAUGACUCAAAAAUGUAAAUGCUGUACCUCAGGCAGUCAGCAUUCUGGUUUGUUUUGUAUGACAACUGUGAAAUAUAUGGAAUGUUUUUGGUAAUGUGUACAGUGAUUAAACUUUAAUAAACAGCUGCUACUAGCAAAUUCUGUCAA